AUGGUGAGGAGUGAUCCGUGGCGGACGGAAACGCGCCAUGGGGGUGGCGAUCUGGGAUAUCGCCAGGAGACGGGAGCGUAUCGCUCGCCGGAUGCAAGUUAUCGCCGUCGCGAAGAUCGGAGGCGCGGGCGAGGCUUGGAAGGACUGUUUUCGGGCCGAGAGGGAGACCUCAACGCUGGCGGAGUAGAAGAAAGCGACGCGGCGGACACCUCGCAGGAGUCCGAGCACGGCGAUGCGGCGGGGAACGGCGCCGACGGCCGGAAGGAGGACGUGAGCAAGCAGCGCGACGUGCCUGCAGAAGCAACAGAAGCAGAUCUCGCGCAGGCGAGCGUGGCGGCAGAGACAAGCGCGGUGGAGGCGGACGGAACCAGCGGUGCUCGAAACCCGCCGCGCAACGGAGAGGAGCGUGGCAGCGGGAGGCGUAGCAGCAGCUCGCGCUCUCCAGAUUUGCGUCAGCAAUGCGACGCGGGAUGCGGCGACGGCGUGCGCUCGCCAGAUCACCGGCGCACUUGUGAUGGGGGGCGCGGCGACGGCAUGCGCUCGCCAGAUCCGCGGCGCACUCGUGAUGGGGGACGCGGCGAUGGUGUGCGCUCGCCAGAUCCGCGACGCACUCGUGAGGGGGGAAGCGGCGACGGCGUGCGCUCGCCAGAUCCGCGGCGCACUCGUGAUGGGGGACGCGGCGACGGCGUGCGCUCGCCAGAUCCGCGGCGCACUCGUGAUGGGGGACGCGGCGACGGCAUGCGCUCGACAGAUCCGCGGCGCACUCGUGAUGGGGGACGCGGCGAUGGUGUGCGCUCGCCAGAUCCGCGACGCACUCGUGAUGGGGGAAGCGGCGACGGCGUGCGCUCGCCAGAUCCGCGGCGCACACGUGAUGGGGGACGCGGCGACGGCGUGCGCUCGCCAGAUCUGCGGCGCACUCGUGAAGGGGGACGCGGCGACGGCAUGCGCUCGCCAGAUCCGUGGCCGCUGCAUGAGAGGAGACACGGAAGUGGAUACCACUCGCCAGAUUCGAGGCAACACCGGGACACCGGGGAGGCGGAUAUCGCUCACCGCAUCGGCAGCAGAGCAGGGAUGGGAGGCGCGGUGGUGGGUCUCGAUCGCCUGGCCGGUAUUGGCAGCACGACGGAAGAUGUGCCGGACAGGGAGGGCGGGAGCAACAUGGCGAUAGAGAAGAAAGCAGUGGGCUGGUGCACAGCCUGGAGCGAGCCAAGGAAGCAAGGGAGGGCCUACAGCGGGCAAAAGGAAGGGGAGCAUCAGGGAGAUCGGUGGGAGGGCCGAGCGAGGCAUGGGGAGAAGGAAGGGGAGGCACGGCCGUGGGCAUGA
Closterium sp. NIES-65 is the source of this 1323-nucleotide messenger RNA. The record is from the annotation of a GenBank genome assembly. Lineage: Eukaryota; Viridiplantae; Streptophyta; Zygnematophyceae; Desmidiales; Closteriaceae.